Messenger RNA from Ixodes scapularis (black-legged tick), 1095 nucleotides. Its product is annotated as techylectin-5A. The record is from RefSeq and is a predicted model, not a curated record. The coding region runs from base 80 to 955 and encodes 291 amino acids. The transcript has 6 exons. Lineage: Eukaryota; Metazoa; Arthropoda; Arachnida; Ixodida; Ixodidae.
UAAAAAGGCGUACUACGAGAGAGCCAUACACACGACGCCAGAGACAGCUACAGCAGACUUUCUUUUGUGUGGCUCCAUCAUGUGGCAUCAGAACGCUCACCGUCAUCACCGCUCCGUCAUCAUGCUCCUGGGCAUCCUCAUUGGCAUGGCGCCUGCCAUCAUGGUGGUCUCGGCUAACCCUGUUGCGGCGCUGCCGGUCCUAGAAAAAGCAGAGAAUCACGUCAGUGAACUGUCGAAGAUCGUAGUGGACUUGAAGAAAAGCCUUCGCCCUCGAGAUUGCGGAGACCUGCUAAAGGCUGGACAAGUAAACAACGGAGUUUACGUCAUAUUUCCGACCUCGGAUUCCAAGGGAACAUCGGUCUAUUGCGAUAUGAACACCGACGGUGGAGGUUGGACUGUUAUUCAGAAUAGAGGCCAGUAUGGGAACAGUGUCUACUACUUCUACCGAAACUGGACGGAGUAUGCAAAUGGAUUUGGAAGCAGGGAUAAGGAAUAUUGGAUUGGAAACGACGUGCUGCACACACUUACUUCUCAAGACAGAGGAUUCACUUUACGAAUUGAACUGAAAAACGAGACAGGAGAAAGUCUCGUUGCGAACUACAAAAUCUUCAAAGUCGCGUCUCAGGCCGACCGCUACAAAAUGACGGUUGGCGGCUAUUCCGGACCACCAGGUUCGGACUCGUUCAGCUACACGAACGGAAUCAACUUUAGCACCUUCGACAGCGACAACGAUAAUCACAGUAGCAACUGUGCCACGACCUACAAAGGCGGUUGGUGGUACGCCGCCUGCCACAGCAGCAACCUCAAUGGCCUUAACUUGAACGGGCCACACACGAGCUUCGCUGACGGCAUCGAGUGGUCCAGGCGGAACCACGUCGGAGGCUUGCAUCAUUACUCCUACCCCGAAGCGCGGAUGAUGAUCCGGGAAGCCAACCCUAUGCCCGAAGCAGUUUGACCGAGUCGGCAUCACCUUCCAUGAAAAACUGGGCAAAUCGGUAUGAAAUAACGUUUGCUGUAUUGACAGUACUCAAGAAUAAAUUGACCUCUAUCUAAAAUGGAGCGCAACCCGCGCCGUUUAGGCGACUGGUGGCGCUU